GAAACCGUAGCAGCACAUUCACAUCCAGAGGCCACAAACAUGUUCAGCCGAGCAGUAAUGUAGUCGGCCAACAAGUAGCUGGAUCAGCGCUAUCCGCGAGCACUACACAAAGAAAAGGCUUCCAGUCCGGGGUUAUGCGGCGUUCAUGCUUGGAUCGAUGUCGUCAUGCUGUAUUUUAGCCUGGUUGUGAGCUGAUAAUUGUGUUUUGUUUCGCGGCGAGUGUUAUGUGUUGACUGUAAAGAGGACAGUGCGUCACCGUUCAAGAUGGACACUGCCGAAGAAGCUGAUAUAUGUAGGGUUUGUCGAUCUGAGGGAACCCAAGACAAACCCCUCUACCAUCCCUGUGUGUGUACUGGAAGUAUUAAGUUCAUCCACCAAGAAUGCUUGGUGCAGUGGCUUAAACACAGCAGAAAAGAAUACUGCGAAUUAUGCAAGCACAGAUUUGCUUUCACGCCAAUCUACUCUCCAGACAUGCCUUCACGGCUCCCAGUGCAGGACAUUUUCGCAGGACUGGUCACCAGUAUAGGCACAGCAAUCCGAUACUGGUUUCAUUACACGCUUGUUGCCUUUGCUUGGCUGGGGGUUGUACCAUUAACAGCAUGUCGCAUCUAUAAGUGUCUGUUCACUGGAUCUGUAAGCUCGCUCCUGACUCUGCCGUUAGACAUGCUCUCCACAGAGAACUUGCUGGCCGACUGCCUGCAGGGCUGUUUUGUGGUGACCUGCACCCUCUGCGCCUUCAUCAGUCUGGUGUGGCUGCGGGAGCAGAUUGUUCACGGUGGAGCCCCUUUAUGGUUGGAGCAGAACCAGCAGCAACCUGCCAAUGCCGCAGGACCGCCCAAUGAGGCCCCUGGCCAGGGUAAUGGAGGUGCUGAGAACCAGCCCAUGCCAGCUCCGGCUGAACCUCCAGCAGAAAAUGCUGCAGCUGCUGAGGCUCCUGACCUCCCCGCUGAUCCUGCUGAAGAGAUGGAGCUGGAUAAUGAGGAUGAGGAUGAUGGAGGAGCUGAAGAUGUGGCGGAUGCUAACAAUGGAGCACAAGAUGAUAUGAACUGGAAUGCUCUGGAAUGGGAUCGUGCAGCUGAAGAGCUUACUUGGGAAAGGAUGCUUGGGCUUGAUGGCUCUCUGGUUUUCCUGGAGCAUGUGUUCUGGGUGGUCUCACUCAACACUCUCUUCAUUUUGGUGUUUGCUUUCUGCCCCUACCAUAUUGGCCACUUCUCAGUGGUUGGUCUUGGGUUUGAAGAAUAUGUCCGUGCCUCACACUUUGAGGGACUCAUCACCACUAUUGUUGGAUAUGUUCUUUUAGCCAUCACACUCAUUGUGUGUCAUGGAUUAGCAGCGCUUGUGAGAUUUCAAAGAUCACGCCGCUUGUUAGGCGUCUGCUACAUAGUUGUAAAGGUGUCUCUUCUAGUAGUCGUAGAGAUUGGUGUGUUCCCCCUCAUCUGCGGCUGGUGGCUUGAUAUCUGCUCUUUGGAAAUGUUUGACGCUUCAUUGAAAGACAGAGAGUUGAGUUUCGAAUCAGCUCCGGGGACCACCAUGUUUCUUCACUGGCUGGUGGGAAUGGUCUAUGUCUUCUAUUUUGCAUCUUUCAUUCUUUUACUCCGAGAGGUACUGAGGCCUGGAGUGUUAUGGUUUCUCAGAAAUCUGAAUGAUCCAGAUUUCAACCCUGUGCAGGAAAUGAUUCACCUGCCAAUAUACAGACACCUGAGACGAUUCAUAUUAUCUGUGGUUGUGUUUGGCUCAAUAGUUCUUCUUAUGUUGUGGCUUCCUAUCCGGAUAAUCAAGCACAUCUUUCCUUCAUUUCUACCCUACAAUGUGAUGCUUUACAGUGACGCUCCAGUGAGCGAGUUGUCUCUGGAGCUGCUGUUGUUGCAGGUCGUUCUUCCUGCACUGUUGGAACAGGGACACACACGGCAAUGGCUCAAAGGUCUAGUGCGAGCCUGGACCGUGACCGCUGGAUACUUGCUAGAUUUGCACUCGUACUUGCUGGGAGACCAGGAAGACAAUGAGAACAAUGCCAACCAGCAAGCCAAUAACAAUAACCAACAGGCCCGUAACAAUGCUAUUCCUGUGGUGGGAGAAGGGCUGCAUGCUGCCCACCAAGCCAUACUGCAGCAGGGCGGCCCGGUAGGGUUCCAACCCUACCACCGGCCCAUGAAAUUUCCUCUAAGGAUUGUCUUGCUGAUAUUGUUCAUGUGCGUGACGCUACUUUUGGCCAGUUUGGUGUGUCUUACGUUACCAGUGUUCACUGGACGCUGGCUGAUGUCCUUCUGGACGGGCAGUGCAAAGAUACACGAACUGUACACUGCAGCAUGUGGCCUCUAUGUGUGCUGGCUCUCCAUCAGAGCGAUCACCGUACUGCUGGCCUGGAUGCCUCAGGGUCGCAGAGUCAUCCUGCUAAAGAUUCAGGAGUGGACCCUCAUGCUUCAAGACAGCUCGUGUAUGAAGAAUGGAGUCACAUGCAUUGCUCAGAUUAUGAAGACCCUGAUUGUGGCUGUGCUGUUGGCUGGAGUGAUUCCUCUGCUCUUGGGACUGCUGUUUGAGCUGGUGAUUGUAGCUCCUCUCAGAGUGCCGCUGGAUCAGACUCCUUUGUUCUACCCCUGGCAGGACUGGGCUUUAGGAGUGCUUCAUGCCAAAAUCAUUGCUGCCAUCACCCUCAUGGGUCCCCAGUGGUGGCUGAAGACCGUUAUUGAGCAGGUGUAUGCCAAUGGAAUCAGGAACAUUGACCUUCAUUUCAUCAUCAGGAAGCUGGCGGCGCCGGUCAUUGCUGUAUUGCUGCUGUCUCUUUGCAUCCCUUAUGUGAUUGCUGUGGGCAUCGUGCCCCUGCUUGGGGUCACGAUGGAGAUGCAGAAUCUUGUGCAGAGGAGAAUCUACCCCUUCCUCCUGAUGGUGGUGUUCCUGAUGGGGAUCCUCUCUUUUCAAAUCCGACAAUUCAAGCGCCUUUAUGAGCACAUCAAGAAUGACAAGUACCUGGUUGGACAGAGACUAGUGAACUAUGAACGGAAGGCCGGGAAAGCCAGCGCCAGCACACACAGCAGUUCAGUUCAGGAGUAAAGAGCUGGAUUGAGCAUGUUCGAAUGACUGAAUGAGCCUUCCUCUCCUGCUCCCUCUGCUUACCCGUGAUGUGUGCAUUCAAACAUCCAUCACAUCCACUAAAAGACUCCAAAAACUGAUCUCUGGCCUCUCUGAGCCUGCCAGCGAAAAGGGGCGAAAGAGCCAUGUACAUAAACAGGUCUGCAGCCAACCAACCAACCAACCACGGACUCAACAAAACAAUGUCUCACUCCUUAAAAAAGAAAAAAAAAAAGAGAAAAAAAUGAAGUAUGUGUAUUAAUUUAUUAAAUCUAGUUGUUACUUUGUUUGUGCUAAGACUCGACCCUCUUGGGUCCUUUCAUCACCCCUCAUUGAGAGGCCGGUCAGACUUCAGGUCUCUGAACAAACGUCUGGAUCAUAAUGGAGCUGGACUGUCGCAUUAGUACUUUUGUUUUGUUUUUUUAUUUAUUAGUUUUGAGGUUUCGAUGAAAUGAUAUGAUCUUAAAGUUUUCAAAUGAGAGGCUCUUGUUGAUUUGAUGCUAUGGAUAGUGUGUCUUGCGUUCAUUUUUCCAAUGCUUUACCCUCUCUGAUUUUUUGUGCAGAGCUGAUAAGGCGGGGUUUAACGGUUAAGCCACACCCAUCCACUUCCUGUCAUGUGGAAAAGAGGGAAUUUCAUUCAGCAACAGUUUGCGCGGGACUGUUGUUGACCAGUUUAAGAAUAUUGAAGCACAGAGUCAGUAUCUAGCAGCCGAAAGCCUAGAUUGCCGGUAGUGUUUAUGGCUCACAGUGAGCCGCAAAGCCUACCUCUGUCUGCUAGCACUUCUUUAACUCUGGAAAAAGUCCUUUGAGUAGCUUAGAAGAGUGCUAAUCGUGUCAGUGGUUGAGCUAGCAUAUUUGUUUGCUGUUCAAGUUGAUAUUGACCGUCGUACGUCCGUCUCGUUCUCAGCAUGGCCUACUCAACACUUUCUCAUUAAUGUAACACUGGCACGUACACAAGUUGCACUUUUUUAAAAAAAUCAAAAAACAAAAGAAGCGUCUUUUAAGAGCAGCAAUAGUUCAGAAACCCUUUAGACCAAAUUUUUUUUAACUCGCUAUAAUUCAUCAAACUGAUCAAAUCGGCCGAAGCGUAUGGUUUAUUAUGAUUCUUGGUGAAAGAGGUGUCUGUUUUGUGUCUGUAGAUAAAGAGGAGAUCCACAACACACAUUUGUAAAUAAUGUAACUUUACGAUUGUUCGUAGCAGAGUAUUUUUUUUUUUUCUUCUUCAUUUCAGAUUUGCUGCGUCUGUUACAGGUUCACGAUUCCCUGAAGGAUUUGUCUCAGACGGCUUUAGACAUAGUGUUAAUCAGCGCUGAGAUUCUAUAAGUGACCUUAUAGUAUCUUAUUACACUGAAACUGAUACUGUACGCUUCUUGAUAGCUUGCGCUCCUCUGGAAGGCAAAUGUUCUAUUUUUAUAUGUGCAACUAGUGACACCGUUUUCAUCUUUGAUCGUCCAUCGAUUUGAUUUCCUCAAGUUUUUUUGUUUUGUUUUCCUGAGGUCAGCUAGAAUCCAGGUUAAGGUAGUGGUCCAGAACUAAACGCCUUUGUUUGUCUGGUUUGCUAAGCCUUUUCUUUUUUCAUAGCAUGUUUGUGUGAGAAAUAUUCAGUAUUCUGAAUGUUUUCAAACCUUCUGCUGGGAGGCUCUCGCUGUAAUUACAUCCUUAAAGGCAGACCUUUUUUUUUUUUGAAAACUUUUAUUACAAAUAUUAAAUCACAAAGUGUGGUAUGCA
This is a messenger RNA of Danio aesculapii, 4794 nucleotides long. It is a transcript of the gene marchf6, whose product is annotated as membrane-associated ring finger (C3HC4) 6. Gene Ontology annotation, molecular function: zinc ion binding. The transcript is spliced from 27 exons. Lineage: Eukaryota; Metazoa; Chordata; Actinopteri; Cypriniformes; Danionidae. Bases 265 to 3048 code for a protein of 927 amino acids. Gene Ontology annotation, cellular component: endoplasmic reticulum membrane. The record is from RefSeq and is a predicted model, not a curated record.